Molecule: messenger RNA, 1434 nt
Organism: Sycon ciliatum
Lineage: Eukaryota; Metazoa; Porifera; Calcarea; Leucosolenida; Sycettidae
Exons: 7
Coding region: 88-1434 (448 amino acids)
Molecular function (GO): calcium ion binding
Source: RefSeq, a predicted model, not a curated record
CUGCCCGGAACUUAGAUCACAAGUGUGCAUGUGCGCUGACGGUGUGCACUAUUCCAACGUACUCGUAAAACCCUCGGCCGCACAGCGAUGGGAGUGCCACUGAAACCGACAGAUAUGUUGGUGUGGUUUGUGGUACUGACAACAGCGAUACUCUCAACACCGUGUUUAGGAGCUGAACUAGUUUAUCUAGACCCGAAGAUCACCGUCUACUUUGGAGACCAGCAGCCGACAGCAGAGCUGAUGAAACGACCAUUCCCUUACCUGCCUCACUGCUCCACGUAUCACUACGACAGGCCUCCUAACAACACUGGCAUUAGAAAGAUCAGCAGUACAUCCAGCAUCCUACUACCGACCAUACGGAAAGAAGGAGAUUGCCUGGGCGAGUACUGCAUAGCCUACUUGGACACCACCUUAAAGCAGACACUUACAACGGGAGAUUCGGGACUCUACGAAUGUACCGUGGGCACUAAGAAGUCUGCACAGCAGUACAACCUUAAAGUCAUUAUCCCUCAGCAGCUGGCCACUACUGUUAUUCCGACCCUGGCACGUGUGUUCACUGGUCAGACGCAGAAUGUUUCGUUUGAAACUAUCGGAUCGGUCGACAUGGAUGUGUCGUGCCUCGCUACCAUGACGUUGCCCUCAUCUCGCUCUACUAUCACAAAUUCAGCACAAAGCGGAGACACCAGGCUUGCCACCACUACCUUCUUCUUCAAGAGCCCCGCACAGUCCGGAAGGCAGUCCCUCCAGUUCAGUGUUACAUGUACGACCACGUACAAGAAUGUUGACUGCGAUGGACCGACAUCUGAGUACUAUGUCCGACCAAUGGCUUCUGUUGGACGUUGUAAAACAUCAGCCAAACCCCUUGUGACCUCUCUCUCAGUAACGAUAAAUGAUGAAGAUGAAUGCGCCACGGGCUUGCAUCGGUGUGACGCCAAUGCUACAUGCUCAAACACAGUCGGGUCAUACACAUGCGCCUGCAAUCAACAUUUUUCUGGCAAUGGACUCAAUUGCACAGCAGUGGGUUGCCUCGAACCUGUCAUCUGGUAUUUUCCACGGAAACUGCCAAGGUCUUAUCCUGCAAGACCAAACGAGAAAAUUCAUUUUUUCUGCUUCAAUGGAUACAACUUAGAGGGAAGCAGCUUUCUUACCUGUCAACAUAAUUAUACAUGGGAUGGACCAGUUCCUACCUGCGAAGGUAAUAGAGAAAGAUUACCGCGGGAGGCGAUGCAAGCAGUCCAGAGAGCAACUGUGGACGUUCACAUAGUCGGACUACCUGUUGAUCCGUUCUCUUCAACGUACAGUGGUUACUGUGAGAGCUGGACCGUGACGAUCACCGAGGUGUCCCCUUCUGAUCAAACUGAUAUCAGCACCGGUGUCCAGCAGCAUACUUACCUCCUGGCCUGCCAGCUGGGCCCGCACAAAAGGGCUGCGUGA